CGCUUCCGCUUCCGGUAGCGGCUGCGCUUGGUGUGGCGAUGGCUGCGGCAGGCAGUGACCCGCGGGCGGGCGACGUGGAGGAGGACGCCUCUCAGCUCAUCUUUCCCAAAGAGUUUGAAACAGCUGAGACUCUUCUAAAUUCUGAAGUUCACAUGCUUCUGGAACAUCGAAAGCAGCAGAAUGAGAGUGCAGAAGAUGAACAGGAACUUUCUGAUGUCUUCAUGAAAACAUUAAACUAUACUGCCCGCUUCAGCCGUUUCAAAAACAGAGAGACCAUUGCCAGUGUUCGUAGUUUGUUGCUCCAGAAAAAACUUCAUAAGUUUGAGUUGGCCUGCUUGGCCAACCUUUGCCCAGAGACUGCUGAGGAGUCCAAGGCUCUGAUCCCAAGUCUGGAGGGGCGAUUUGAAGAUGAGGAACUACAGCAGAUACUUGAUGAUAUCCAGACUAAGCGCAGCUUUCAAUAUUGAUCUCCUAACAUCACUCUUGCUGAAGGAACCACAGCCCUAGUACAGUACUGCUAUUCCAGGAUGUGGGCUAACGUGCAUGGAAAUUCUGUUGCUGAGGACACUUAGGCUUCCUCUGGAUGAGCGACUUGUCUGAGUCUUGGUCUGGGUUGCUAUUUCAGACUUCUGAUGGACCACGAUGACGAUGUAAUCAUGCAAGGCAAUGUUGUGGAUGUGACAGACCUCUCUUGCCACUGCUGCUCCCCUCAGCAGUGUAUUUCAGUAGAUCCACCUGUUCUGUUCCCCACU
Condylura cristata (star-nosed mole) is the source of this 752-nucleotide messenger RNA. RefSeq names its product polymerase (RNA) II (DNA directed) polypeptide D (gene POLR2D). The record is from RefSeq and is a predicted model, not a curated record. Gene Ontology annotation, molecular function: nucleotide binding; translation initiation factor binding. The transcript is spliced from 4 exons. Bases 39 to 467 code for a protein of 142 amino acids. Gene Ontology annotation, cellular component: RNA polymerase II, core complex; P-body. Gene Ontology annotation, biological process: mRNA export from nucleus in response to heat stress; transcription initiation at RNA polymerase II promoter; positive regulation of translational initiation. NCBI's taxonomy places the organism in Eukaryota, Metazoa, Chordata, Mammalia, Eulipotyphla, Talpidae.